AUGGAAGUGAGAGUUGCAGGGUUCGGACUUUACAAGGGCAGUGUCUGCAAAUUCUGUGUUGCUCUCCUUAUUUGCUGUAAGAUAGACGUUGCGCUGAAGACGUUUCUUCCCGAGUCUGUAGAGAACCCUGAAGAGUUCUUCAAGGAAGCGGUGAUCAUGCAAGGAUUGGACCACCCGUGUAUCACCAAACUGAUCGGCGUGUGUCAUGAUGAAAAAAUCAUGCUGGUGCUGGAGUUCAUAUCGAUGGGCUCGAUGAAGAACUAUCUGCUCGACUACCCGAAUGACAUCUCACAGAACGACCUCUACCUGUGGGCCGCACAGAUUGCCAGCGGAAUGGACUACCUCGUGCAGAAACGCCUUGUUCAUCGUGACCUGGCCGCAAGGAACAUACUGCUCAAGUCAAAACAGCAGGUGAAAAUUAGUGACUUUGGUUUAUCACGAGCUCUUGGAGCUGAUAGUGAUUACUACAAAGCAGCCCAUGGAGGUCAAUGGCCCAUUAGGUGGUACUCACCAGAAAGUUGCAACUACAGAAAAUUCUCCCAUGCUAGCGAUGUCUGGAGUUACGGAGUCACUCUGUGGGAAAUGUUUUCUCGCGGCGAGUAUCCAUUUGAAAAUUUUGCCAAUGGAACCGAGGUAAUCAAGUUCAUUGGAAAAGGAAACCGUUUGUCGAAACCGGAGAAGUGUACUGACCAGGUGUAUCAGAAGAUGUUGGAAUGCUGGUCAUAUGAAUCCAAAUACCGACCGACAUUCAAGGAUUUGAAUGCCUUUUUUAAAGAUCUAUGAUUUGUGUCAAACACUGAAAGAUAAUCAUUGUAAAGUCCAGAGUGAGAAUACAGAUAUUCUUUAAACCAAGGGUUGUGGUUUCCCCCACUUCCCCCUCCACCCAAAUGCUGUACCAUAAGAUUAUAUUUUUCUCUUAUAAUGCUAAAAGCACAAAACGAACCCCACCGCAGUAACCUUUCAGCAAAACAUUCACUUAGGGCAACACACCACCAUGUGUCGUGUCGUUACAGUAGCAGCUUAACAUUGUUCGCUUUCGGAAAUAGUUCCUCAUGAAAAAAAAAAACCUACACAAUUCUGAUAUGCUUUUUGGAAUCUUUCUUUGAUGAUUACACGUAGGAUGACCUCUGUAGCAUUUGAAAUAACUUGUUAUAUGUAGCACUAACUGAUAACAACUGUGAAAGUGGUAUGAUGUCCCCUUGUAUAACAGCAGCAUGAGGCGGUCGGGCACAGGGGCCAUUAAUUGAAAAAUAGUGUGGUCGACCUACAUGUAUGUUACUUUUGUACACAGUACUUGUCAGUUGAGAGGACUCCCUAAAAUUAGUAGUCACAGGAUCCUCUCGACAGUCCUAUAUUUUUUACUGAAUAUAUUCUGACAUAUAAAUUGUAUUAAACUGCACGGAGCAAUUAAUGGUGGUGUGUAACCUUAAGCAUUUAACAGUAUUUCAAGUGUUCUUCUGAAUUUUUUAAGUUGUACUGAAUGAAUGUUUUAAAUAUGCUAAUUGUGUAUUACAUUUUAACAUUUCACUAAAAUAAAUGGAAUAUUUGCACAAA
Molecule: messenger RNA, 1554 nt
Organism: Gigantopelta aegis
Lineage: Eukaryota; Metazoa; Mollusca; Gastropoda; Neomphalida; Peltospiridae
Product: tyrosine-protein kinase HTK16-like
Exons: 6
Coding region: 1-783 (260 amino acids)
Biological process (GO): positive regulation of cell population proliferation; multicellular organism development; positive regulation of kinase activity
Cellular component (GO): basal plasma membrane; signaling receptor complex
Molecular function (GO): transmembrane receptor protein tyrosine kinase activity; ATP binding
Source: RefSeq, a predicted model, not a curated record